Messenger RNA from Hibiscus syriacus, 2018 nucleotides. Its product is annotated as vacuolar-sorting receptor 3-like. The transcript is spliced from 12 exons. Bases 34 to 1923 code for a protein of 629 amino acids. The record is from RefSeq and is a predicted model, not a curated record. NCBI's taxonomy places the organism in Eukaryota, Viridiplantae, Streptophyta, Magnoliopsida, Malvales, Malvaceae. Gene Ontology annotation, molecular function: calcium ion binding.
CCAGUGCCUGGGAAUAAAAUUGAAGAAACCGGGAUGGAGCAACGGAGAUUCCAUCAUCUUCUGCAAGGUUUUGCGUUACUGAUUUUGAUAGGGGAAUGCCAAGCGAGAUUCGUGGUGGAAAAGAACAGCUUGACGGUGACGUCGCCGGAGAAGAUUAAAGGAACCCGCGACAGUGCGAUCGGGAACUUUGGGGUACCUCAAUACGGCGGGAGCAUGGCCGGUGCCGUGGUUUACCCCAAGGAAAACAAAAAGGCCUGUAAGAGCUUUGAUGAGUUGGGGAUUUCGUUCAAAUCCAAACCCGGUUCUCUUCCUACCUUUGUUUUGAUCGAUCGUGGAGAUUGCUUCUUUGCUUUAAAGGUUUGGAAUGUACAGAGUGCUGGUGCUUCUGCAGUGCUGGUUGCGGAUGAUAUCGAAGAACCAUUAAUAACGAUGGACACACCGGAAGAGUAUCGUUCAUCGGCGAAAUACAUCGAGAACAUAACAAUUCCAUCUGCCCUCAUCGAGAAAACUUUCGGUGACACUCUAAAGGAAGCGAUCAGUGGUGGGGAUAUGGUCAAUGUUAAUCUCGACUGGCGAGAGGCUGUCCCGCACCCUGAUGACCGUGUCGAGUACGAGUUAUGGACAAACAGCAACGAUGAAUGUGGAGUUAAAUGUGAUAUACUGAUGGGAUUUGUGAAGGAUUUCAAGGGUGCUGCUCAGGUACUCGAAAAAGGCGGCUAUACUCGAUUCACUCCCCAUUAUAUAACUUGGUAUUGCCCUCAAGCUUUUUCCCUAAGCCGACAGUGCAAAUCUCAAUGCAUCAACCAUGGAAGAUAUUGCGCACCAGAUCCCGAACAAGAUUUUAGCAGGGGUUAUGACGGAAAAGAUGUCGUUACGGAGAACUUAAGGCAACUCUGUGUUUUCAGAGUGGCAAACGAGUCCCAUAGGCCUUGGGUGUGGUGGGACUACGUGACAGACUUUCUAAUACGAUGCCCCAUGAAGGCCAAAAAAUAUAACAAGGAAUGUGCAGAUGGCGUUAUCAAAUCUCUUGGGCUUGAUGGUAAAAAGAUUGAGACGUGUAUGGGAGAUCCCGAUGCUGAUAGAGAUAAUCCUGUUCUGAAAGAAGAACAAGAUGCGCAAGUGGGGAAAGGAUCUAGAGGUGAUGUUACGAUAUUGCCUACACUCGUUGUGAACGAUCACCAGUAUCGAGGGAAGCUGGCCAAAAGUGCUGUUUUGAAGGCCAUCUGUGCUGGCUUUGAGGAGACUACUGAACCGGCCAUUUGUCUAACCGGUGAUUUGGAAACGAACGAAUGCUUGGAGAACAAUGGUGGUUGUUGGCAAGAUAAAGCAGCGAAUCUUACAGCCUGCAGGGAUACGUUUCGAGGAAGAGUAUGCGAAUGCCCUUUGGUGAAUGAUGUGCAAUUCAAAGGAGAUGGUUACAGUCACUGUGAACCUGGUGGGCCUGGAAGGUGCAAGAUUAAUAACGGAGGUUGUUGGCACGAGUCACAGCAUGGAAUUGCAUACUCUGCUUGUUUGGAUAGAGGAGAUGUUAAAUGCAAGUGUCCUCAAGGGUUUAAAGGUGACGGUGUCAAUAGUUGCCUAGAUGUUGAUGAAUGCAAGGAGAAGCAAGCCUGCCAGUGUCCUGAAUGUAGCUGCAAAAAUACAUGGGGAAGUUACGAAUGCACUUGCAGUGGAGAUCUUCUUUAUAUCAGGGAUCAUGAUACCUGCAUAAGUAAGAGCCGUUCCGAAGUAAGAUCAGCAUGGGCUGCUAUGUGGGUCAUUUUGAUCGGCUUGGCAAUGGCUGGUGGCGGCGCUUAUCUUGUUUACAAAUAUCGAUUAAGGUCAUACAUGGAUUCCGAAAUCAGAGCUAUAAUGGCACAGUACAUGCCUCUGGACGGUCAAUCGGAAGUUCCGAGCCGUGUAAGCAACGACAAUCAUGCAUGAAGAAGAAAACUCCAAUGUUUUUCACGGAGUUGAGACCAUUCAGGUUUUACAUGGUCCUUGUUAUGCUCUCAUUCAAUUAAAUUUCGAGCAUCGGU